AUGUCAGGAAUAACAAACAUUACUAUCCCAGAAAACAUAUCGAUAAUAGAAUCCAGCGCUUUCGCCCUCUGCAAGAAUCUUACUAAUGUCACAACCUGUUCUAGAAGAUACCUCAAUACGGCAAAUGCUUUCGAGAACUGCGACAAGCUUACUGAUAUCUUUGUAAGCCCAUAA
Molecule: messenger RNA, 174 nt
Organism: Trichomonas vaginalis G3
Lineage: Eukaryota; Parabasalia; Trichomonadida; Trichomonadidae
Product: ribonuclease inhibitor domain-containing protein
Exons: 1
Coding region: 1-174 (57 amino acids)
Source: RefSeq, a predicted model, not a curated record